AUGGCCAAAUCUAACCUAUUCAUCAUUGCCUCAGUCCUCCUUUGUUUCUUCGCCUUCUUCUGUUCUGUUAAUGGCCAAAAGGAAGAAGAGCUGGUUGUGCAGGGCUCAGUUUAUUGUGACACAUGCGACGUUCAAUUUGUCACCCGGCUCAGCGAGCCCAUGGCUGGUGCGACCGUACGCUUGCGGUGCAUGGACGCUGAGAACCCAAAGAACAUAACGUUGGACAAAGAGGGGACAACGGACGAGAACGGAGUGUACAAGAUCGUAGUGGACGGCGACCACGCCGAGGAAGUGUGCGAGGUUGUGCCGAUAAAGAGCAGCAAAGAAGAUUGUGCAGAGUGGGACGAAGCCAAACACCUGCAACAAUCUGCAAAGAUCAGUAUCACCAACAAGAAUGGCAUGAAAGCAAGGCUUCGCAGUGCAAGCCCUAUGGGUUUCUCAAGGAAGCAACCUCUUGCUGAGUGCGCUGAGGCUCUCAAAGAGAUUGGAUUGAAGCCUGAUGGCACCCCUUUAGAUGAUAAAUAA
Messenger RNA from Neltuma alba, 525 nucleotides. Its product is annotated as olee1-like protein. Bases 1 to 525 code for a protein of 174 amino acids. The transcript is spliced from 2 exons. The record is from RefSeq and is a predicted model, not a curated record. Lineage: Eukaryota; Viridiplantae; Streptophyta; Magnoliopsida; Fabales; Fabaceae.